AUGGCAAUCCUCUCGGGCGGCGCCAUAGCCGCCAUAGUGGUAGUCGUGCUCGCGGUGCUAGCCCUGGGCGCAUGUUGGUGCCUCUGCUGCCGCGGGCGUAAGGGCAAGGGGAGGAACAAUGACGGCAAGCAGGACAGCCAGAGCCAGGAGGACAAGUACAAUGAGAAGGCCAUAAAGAAGGUCCUGAAGAAGAUCAAGAAGAAGGUCAAGAAGAUGCUCACCAAGGACAAGAAGAAUGAUAAGAAGGACAACAAGGACGAGGAACACGCGAACCUCGACACCCCGCCGGCCUAUGGUCAGGGCACCCACCCGGGCUACAUGGAGCGCGAGCGGGCUUUGGGAUAUAAUGGGGGAUACAACAGGCUUGACGAGCAUGAAGAGCGGGUGGAGCUGUCUUCAACUUCUAUGCCUAUGGGUCUGUCGGCCAAGACCAUUCCUUUCGAUGCUUCGCCGCUACCUGGUACUUUCGGUAUGUAA
Messenger RNA from Diaporthe citri, 477 nucleotides. RefSeq lists its product as uncharacterized. Lineage: Eukaryota; Fungi; Ascomycota; Sordariomycetes; Diaporthales; Diaporthaceae. The coding region runs from base 1 to 477 and encodes 158 amino acids. The record is from RefSeq and is a predicted model, not a curated record. The transcript is spliced from 3 exons.